Messenger RNA from Echinococcus granulosus, 852 nucleotides. Its product is annotated as Aminoacyl tRNA synthetase complex-interacting multifunctional protein. The transcript has 5 exons. Bases 1 to 852 code for a protein of 283 amino acids. NCBI's taxonomy places the organism in Eukaryota, Metazoa, Platyhelminthes, Cestoda, Cyclophyllidea, Taeniidae. Gene Ontology annotation, molecular function: tRNA binding. The record is from RefSeq and is a predicted model, not a curated record.
AUGACCUCUGAACAACUUGUCGCCUCCGUCAGAGAUAAGAUCGAACUUCUCACCAAUUCUGAUGAAAACGCAAUUGAACAUGCCGAACAGGUUUAUGCCAAAAGCAACAUUCAUCUCAAACGAGAAAUUGGUGCUCUUAAGAAAAAAUUGAUUAAUCUGGAAAUCAUAGCUGGUUACCUUCAAUUCUUUCUCCCUUUACCUUCGGAUAACCCCGUUGGAAACUCGAAAUCUAGUAUUCCGGAUACCUCGGUUCGUCAAUGCGACGAACCUGAUAAAAAACUCUCCCCUCCUGUCGCUAAACCGGUGCCUCCAACAAAAGGCGGAAAGAAGGGUGGAGAUCUACCCGUUGACGUCAGUCGUAUAGACAUGCGGGUGGGCAAAAUUGUGGAGGUGGAACGACAUCCUGAUGCGGAUUCACUUUAUGUAGAAAAGGUGGAUAUGGGCGAAGGUAAACUCCGCACCGUGAUCAGCGGUCUCGUGCCACAUGUGCCCAUUGAGAAGAUGCGUGGAUUAAUGGGCAUCUUUAUGUGCAAUCUCAAACCCGUCAAGAUGCGCGGUAUCGAGUCUCAGGGUAUGCUGAUGUGCGCCACCGACGUCAAUGAUAGAGUGGAACCUCUGGUUAUCGAAAACCCGACAGAACUCACGCUAGGUGACAGGGUCUACGUACAGGGCUAUCCCGGCGAACCGGAUGCUCAACUACACCCCAAGAAAAAGGUGUGGGAACAGGUGAAGCCGGAUAUGCGCGUGGACGGUGCACACCUGGCCACCUACAAGGGUGUACCCUGGAAGCUGAAGAACAGCCCCAAUGCUGUCAUUAAGGCUCCCACUAUGUUGGACGCGGAGAUCUCCUAG